CUGAUUCAAGGCCUGAACCGGCCCUGCCGAUGUCCAAGUUGGAACAACCAUAUAUUUUCUUUGUCUUUCAAUUGGGCUCCAUAUUCUACUGGAUCUGGCCCAUAUAAGAAAAACCCAUUGAGCCCAAAACGAUUAAACAUCAAGUCUCUCCAGCAUCUGUGCUGCUGCACACUGUCACAAGAGAUUGAUUGGCAUAGAAGAUAGAAGGCUGUGUCUUCUGUUUUGUCAAUCAAAAUUUUAUCUUAACCAAGAUGGUAGCGCUAUUUGAAGCACCGCCAUUCUUUAACUGCAACCACCCACUCUUCUCCUCCCGAAACAGUUUAACCGCCGUCACUUCUUGCUCUGCUUCAAGUCUUCCGCCUCCAUCAUCUCCCAAAAUCCCGGAAGGGGAAACCACUGACCCCAAUUCACUUAAUAUUGCUCCUGACAGGUCCAGGGAUCGCCGGAAGGUUGUUCGACUGGCCUGGGAGAAGCUGGUCCGCUGGUCCCGCUCUUGGCGCUCUAAGAACGGGACUGACGUCCUCCAAGACACAAACAAGGUGGUGGUGCUUGGAGGAGGAUCCUUUGGUACGGCAAUGGCUGCCCAUGUUGCUAAUAGAAAGGCUCAUUUGGAGGUUCACAUGCUUCUACGUGAUCCUUUAGUCUGUCAAUCGAUCAAUGACGACCACUGUAAUUGCAAAUACUUCCCAGAACACAAGUUACCAGACAAUGUCAUCGCCACCACUGAUCCUAAAACUGCUUUGCUUGGUGCAGACUACUGCCUUCACGCUGUACCUGUUCAGUUCAGCUCAUCAUUUCUUGAGGGCAUUUCAGAAUUUGUUGAUCCAGGCUUGCCUUUUAUAUCCCUUAGCAAAGGCUUGGAGCUCAAUACAUUAAGGAUGAUGUCUCAGAUUAUUCCUCAAGCACUGAAGAAUCCUCGCCAGCCUUUUGUUGCAUUAUCUGGACCUUCUUUUGCCCUGGAAUUGAUGAAUAAGUUACCAACAGCAAUGGUGGUGGCAUCCAAGGACAAAAAGUUGGCAAAUGCUACUCAACAGCUACUAGCCUCUUCUCAUUUAAGAAUAAGCACUUCAAGUGAUGUUACAGGGGUGGAGAUUGCAGGUGCUCUAAAAAAUGUGCUUGCCAUAGCAGCUGGGAUUGUGGAAGGAAUGAAUCUGGGUAAUAAUUCGAUGGCAGCUCUUGUUGCACAAGGUUGUUCUGAGAUCCGAUGGCUGGCUACAAAGAUGGGUGCCAAACCUGCAACAAUUACUGGUCUGUCGGGAACAGGAGACAUUAUGCUUACAUGUUUUGUUAAUCUUUCAAGAAAUAAAACAGUUGGAGUGCGCCUUGGAUCAGGGGAGCAGCUUGAUGAUAUAUUAAAUUCAAUGAAUCAGGUAGCAGAAGGUGUAUCAACAGCAGGGGCUGUGAUUGCAUUAGCCCAGAAAUAUAAUGUUAAGAUGCCAGUUCUGACAGCAGUUGCUCGGAUCAUAGAUAAUGAACUGACCCCAAAAAAGGCUGUUCUUGAAUUGAUGAGACUCCCUCAGGUUGAAGAAGUUUGAGAAGAAGGUGGGAGUUCUGAGAUGCCUCAUUUCUUUCCAAGUGCUUUUUUUUUUUAGCAGAUGUCAGUUUAGUCAUAUUCUUUCAAUUUUACCCUUUUUUUUUUAUUUCCUGUUAAUUAUGUAAUGUUACUCUGCCCUAAAUUUGGUCCAGAGAUAGAUUUUGUAAGCUAGGGAUUAGACAUUUUGCAAAAAAGUAAACUAAGUAAAAAAAAAAAAAAAGGAACAAUAUUUUUUAAGACCAUA
Molecule: messenger RNA, 1778 nt
Organism: Hevea brasiliensis (rubber tree)
Lineage: Eukaryota; Viridiplantae; Streptophyta; Magnoliopsida; Malpighiales; Euphorbiaceae
Product: glycerol-3-phosphate dehydrogenase [NAD(+)] 2, chloroplastic
Exons: 9
Coding region: 252-1535 (427 amino acids)
Biological process (GO): carbohydrate metabolic process; glycerol-3-phosphate catabolic process
Cellular component (GO): cytosol; glycerol-3-phosphate dehydrogenase (FAD) complex
Molecular function (GO): glycerol-3-phosphate dehydrogenase [NAD(P)+] activity; NAD binding
Source: RefSeq, a predicted model, not a curated record